AUGGGAGGUGUCAAAGUGUUCACCGCCGUCUCUUCGAAGCUCCCGUUCGCGUGGAUGGACUUCACCACCGCUUUUGCCAUGCUGGCGAGCCUCAUGUGCUUCGCCUCCUCCAUCAUCUACCCCACCUUCUUCACCUGCAAGGACUGCCACCGUCAGAUCGGAGCGUCCGUGGUGUCCUGGGUGUGUUUCGCCGCGUAUGCAGGAGAAGUGGUCUUGACCCGCCUCCGUCCGAGCGGGGAGCACAUAGGUUUCCUCGCCACGGUGCCGGGCAUCAUGAAGAUGUUGGAGACGUUCCUCGUCUGUCUCAUCUUCACGUCGCUGGAGACGAAUCAGUACUCGAACGACCACGCCCUGCAGUGGUGCGUCGCCGUGUUCUCCCUGUGCUUCAUCUUUAACAUCGUGGUCAUCCUGCUCACCAUCGGGCCGUUCACCUCUUACUUUCCGAUCUCCUUUGACAAAGUGGUUAUCGUUUAUAAUAUUCUAGCAGCAGUGAUGUACGCGACGGCGAUGGUCAUCUGGCCACUGUACAGUUUCAAAACAAAGCGACCCGUUAACUGUGGACACCUCUGUCCCUGGGACAAACUGGUGAUGGUCACCUUCAUGACCAUCUUCAACUUUAUCGUUUACACACUGGACUCUGCCUACUCCAUACGCCUCGUGUUCUUUGUCAGCCACCAGUGACACUGCUGCUUCAUGAAACAAGAACUGGAAACAAAAAUGAGUCCUGGGUUUGACUUUGUGGAUCUGAAGUUUGAGGGUUUUUAUAAUUUUUAACAAAAGGUUAUGAGUUCCCCUCGAGUUGAUUUGUGUUGUGUGG
Labrus bergylta (ballan wrasse) is the source of this 817-nucleotide messenger RNA. Lineage: Eukaryota; Metazoa; Chordata; Actinopteri; Labriformes; Labridae. The record is from RefSeq and is a predicted model, not a curated record.